UGCCAAUAUAGAAAUCAAAGCACCUUGAAUUCUUUUCAAAGUUUUCAACAUUAGUGAAAAAAUAAUAUAGUAUGGAACUUCUGCCUGAAGAUUGUUUUGCACACAUUUUAUCAUUUACAUCACCUCUUGAUGUGUGUAGGGUUUCUCUACUCUCCUCGGUUGUGCAAUCCAUGGCUGAUUCAGAUUUUCUGUGGGAGAAAUUUUUGCCACAUAAAUAUCAAGAAAUUAUUUCUAGGCUGGUGGAUCCCCCAUUGCCAUGUUCCUCAAAGAAAGAACUAUUUGCCAGGUUAUGUAAACCGUCACUAAUUGACGACGGUAACAAGAUGUUCUCAAUUGAGAAAACAACAGGAAAAAUAUGUUACUUGUUGAGUGCAAGACAACUUUCAAUUACAUUUGGAAACACCUCUUUGUAUUGGUCUUGGAAACAAGUUCAAGGCUCAAGGUUUGCAGAAGCUGCUGAACUCAGAACCAUUUGCUGGCUAGAAAUCAAGGGUAGUAUAAACAGUGAAAUGUUAUCUCCAAAGACAAUGUAUGGAGCAUAUCUAAAAGUGAAAAUUGCGGAUCGUGCUUAUGGUUUAGACUCGUUACCUUCAGAGGUGUCAAUUGAGGUUGGUAAUUACAAAUCACAAGAAAAUGUCUACAUUCGUUCACAAUCCAAAAGAAAUGGGAAAGCUUAUUGUCAUUGCAAUUGUGAGCACAAUGAUGAAUGGUUGGAGAUUAAAUUAGGGAGUUUCUACACUGAAAAAGUUCAAGUUCAAGAAGUGAGAAUGUGUCUCAAAGAAGUCAAAGGUGUGCACUUGAAAGGUGGGCUAAUUGUUGAUGGAAUUGAACUAAGGCCUAAAACUUACGAGCAGUAAAAAAUCUUACAUGAUUUUUUAUUUUUUUUGGAUAAACAAGUGUAUGAAAGUUGGCAGUAAUGUUACUUACAGAGUUCAUCUUUGAAUUUAUUAAUUUUAAAACUUUUUUAGUGCUCUUUAAUUCAUCGAUCGAACUAUGAACAAUA
Messenger RNA from Medicago truncatula (barrel medic), 1003 nucleotides. RefSeq names its product F-box protein PP2-B13. The transcript is spliced from 3 exons. Gene Ontology annotation, molecular function: protein binding. The record is from RefSeq and is a predicted model, not a curated record. Bases 72 to 857 code for a protein of 261 amino acids. Lineage: Eukaryota; Viridiplantae; Streptophyta; Magnoliopsida; Fabales; Fabaceae.